AUGGACGUCUUCCGUCGCUUCGUAAGUGAGGCUCCAGACAUCCAGACAUUUCGAGACACCAAGCCGACUUUGCUGGUGUCUUGGUGGUGUACGGCCUAUGCUAUUGCAGUUAUUUUCCUUCGUUUUUGUGGUCGUUAUGUCCGGGCUGAGAAGGUCUUCCUCGAAGAUGGCAUUAUGGUUCUAGCCAUAGUGCCACUUCUCAUUCGAAUGGCUUUCACUCAUGUCGUACUCGUGUAUGGAACAAACAACACGAAGACAGAUGGGUUAUCCGAAAAGAGUCUUCACGACAGGGAGAUUGGAAGUCAAUUGGUAUUGGCCUCCAGGAUAUUCUAUGCUGCAUAUCUAUGGGCGAUCAAAUACAGCACCAGCAUGUUUCUGCAAACCCUCACAGAAUCCGUCUGGCAACGGUCUCACCAACGCAUGCUGCGCUACCUGCAUAUUUUCCUGGGUGUAACAUUCAUCGCAACGGUCAUCAGUGACCUCGGCGCCUGUCAACCAUUCUCUCAUUACUGGCAAGUAACACCAGAUCCAGGGCCACAAUGCCGACAAGGUUAUGCCCACCUCCUCACAACUGGGAUUCUCAACAUCAUCACCAAUCUCGCCCUCAUCGUCUUCCCUAUUCCCAUGAUUGUCAAGUCACGUCUUCCCCGAGCCCAGAAAAUCUCCAUCAUGCUCCGCCUGAGCCUCCCCAUCCUCAGCAUCGCACUUACACUCUACCAACUCCCCCGUGUGAUCGAAUAUCGAGGCCAACAACCAUUCCGCUCCCUCGUCGCCUCCUUCGAUAUGCUCCUAGCAACAUUCACCUCCAAUGCCCUGGUUCUCGUCUCCCUCCUCCAAGAUCGCGGCUACAAGAAAUCUAAAUACAAAGUCCAGCCGCUCACUUACGAAAGUCGCAACAUCCUUACCAAAACACCUACCGCUGGUGGAGGACGCCGGCCGAGUCGCUGGGGUAGUGACGAGGAUUUGAUUUCGGAGGGGAAGGAAGGAUCAGGAGUUAUUGCGAUGGAGGUUUUCCCUGGGAAUGGCUCAAGGGGAAAGACAAGCGCUGAGGGUGGGAGGCCGAGUCCUGUGCUGGAAGAGCCGCCUAGGGCGAUGUUACAAGAGAUUAGGGUUGCCACGACGUGGCAGAUCUCGAUUGAAGAUGAUGUGAAGGAUAGGGAGAUUAGGGAGGGGAGGGAUUGA
Molecule: messenger RNA, 1182 nt
Organism: Cadophora gregata
Lineage: Eukaryota; Fungi; Ascomycota; Leotiomycetes; Helotiales; Ploettnerulaceae
Exons: 3
Coding region: 1-1182 (393 amino acids)
Source: RefSeq, a predicted model, not a curated record